Molecule: messenger RNA, 2531 nt
Organism: Malania oleifera
Lineage: Eukaryota; Viridiplantae; Streptophyta; Magnoliopsida; Santalales; Ximeniaceae
Product: protein CHUP1, chloroplastic
Exons: 5
Coding region: 452-2374 (640 amino acids)
Biological process (GO): chloroplast organization
Cellular component (GO): chloroplast outer membrane
Source: RefSeq, a predicted model, not a curated record
UGGGCACCAGAUUCUCCCUCUCUGUCUCAACCAAUUCCCUCACAUGCCAUUUCUCUCUCUCUCUCUCUCUCUCUCUCAAUUUCGUUCGGCAAUCAACAUGACAUAAGACAAUUCUACAAUUGAAAAAAGAAGCAAAUUAAGACAAAAAAUCAAUGGCCUGUCUUUAUUUUUAUGAAAACUUUAAUAGAGCUUGUGUUCACACGCAAUUGCAACAGCCUUUUAGCCAAUGAGAAUCACAAAAUACACCACUGCAAUUUGCAACUGAACACCACCUCCCUUCUUUAUGAAGGAGUUACGGUUUACCCUUUUCAGCUGUUCGUCCCCAUUGAUUCCCCUGAACGCUCCUCCCCUUCAGCCUGCAGAUGGAGGGUGAUGAAGAUGAUCGUCUCUGUAUCUCCUUCCCUAUUUAUGGGUUUGUGAUCACCAGAGCUGCAAACUGGGGUUUCUGAUUAUGAUUGUCAGAGCGAAAGGGGACAUAAGGCCUCUUAUGUUGAAACUCGGUGUGGCUUUAGCUAUAUCCUUUGCUGGGUUUAUUUAUUUUCGCCUCAAGACCGGAUGGAUGAAGCCCUCCGAGAAUCGUCCCUCCCCACGGUCUUCGGAUAAUGACAAUCUGAUUGAUUCGAGAGAAAGAAGGGGGGUCAAGGAUGAUCUUCUUGCCUUACAACCUCCACGCAGCUCGUGCAAUUUUGUAGCGGAAAAUCAGGGAGAUGCAAGUCUUCCAAAGGCCGCAGUUGAUAAUUCAAUGGUUGAUCUCUCACCAAGCAGUAGACAUAGAGAAGACAAGAAGUUCCUCUUGCCAGAGUUUGAUGAGCUUGUCAAAGAAUUUGACGUAGCCUCUGCCUGUGCUGGGUGUCCUCCUUCAUGGAAGGAUGUUGAAACACCUAAGGCAGAAGCAGAAAUGCCAAGAGUCUUUAGAAGCACCAAUAAGGAUGAUUAUGAGCAAGAGAUUAGGCACCUGAGGAACAUGGUCAGGAUAUUAAGUGAGAGGGAGAGGAGCCUUGAAAUCCAACUGCUUGAGUAUUAUGGUCUCAAAGAACAGGAGACUGCUGUCAUGGAGCUCCAAAACCGGUUGAAGAUAAACAGUGUGGAGGCUAAGCUCUUUACUCUAAAGAUUGAGUCUUUGCAGGCAGAUAAUCGAAGAUUAGAGGCACAGGUAGCUGAUUAUGCAAAAGUUGUGGCUGAGCUUGAGGCUGCACGGGCUAAAAUAAAGUUUCUGAAGAAGAAACUUAGAUCUGAUGCGGAACAAAACCAGGAACAAAUCUUAAUGCUCCAGAAAAGAGUUGCAAAGUUGGUAGACCAAGAACACAAGGUUCCUGCUAACAAUGCAGAAGUACAAAUGAAGCUGCGAAGGCUAGGGAAUUUGGAGGAUGAGGGAAAUGAGUUGAGGAAGUCUAAUAUGAGACUGCAGCUAGAAAAUUCAGAAUUGGCUGAUAGGUUAGAGUCUACCCAACUCCUUGCAACUUCUGUUUUGGAAGAUUCAGAGGCACAAGAGUGGAAGGAACAGACUCGGCAAUUGAGGGAGGAAAAUGAAUGUUUAGCAAAGGAAAAUGAGCGACUCCAAGCAGACCGGUGUGCUGAUGUUGAAGAACUAGUCUAUCUCCGAUGGAUAAAUGCGUGCUUACGGUUUGAGCUGAGGAAUUAUCAGCCCCCACCGGGUAAAACGGUUGCAAGGGACCUAAGCAAGUCCUUGAGCCCCAAGUCAGAAGAGAAAGCUAAGCAGCUAAUUCUUGAGUAUGCAAACACUGAAGGGAUGGGUGAAAAGGGGUUCGAUAGUCCUGAUUUUGAUUCAGGCCGGUGGUCGUCCUCUCAAGCUUCUUAUCUAACAGAUUCUGGCGAGCCCGACGAAACGUCUAUCGACUAUUCAUCUGCUAACAGGACCAACACCUCAAGUAAAAUGAAAUUCUUUAACAAGCUUAGGAGGCUUAUUCAGGGGAAAGGCAGUCAUCGUCUCAGCCCGGCUUCAUCACUUGAUAGAAUUGCAUCAGAGGAACCUGGGGCAGCAGCAUCUUCUUGUACCUCCCCUCGGUUACGUUCAUCUCUUUCGAUCGGAAGUGAUGGUCAGGGAAACAGAAUCACAUCUCCAUCCCAGGAUUCAUCUAGACUUUCUUUGGACAUUCAAAGAUCGAGGAACAACUUAGAAGAUAUGAAGGAUUUAGAAAGCAACAGUAGGAAAAGUGAUGUGGGUUCACCAUCUAUUUACAAGACCUUAGUUUUGGGUGGAGCUGCCACUAAUUUGUCUCAAGAAAAUCAGAUUGAUCAGGACCCAAAUUCAUUGCAGAAAUCUGAAUUGCUGAAAUAUGCAGAAGUCUUGAAGGACAGUCGAGGAAGGACACGAAAAUUACACAGGAAAUCAGCUUCAUUUAGCUCCUAUUGACAUUUAGAAAUGUAUAAUAGCUUUAGAAUUCUCAUACCCUCAUCGCCUAGUUUGUGUACAUAAAACACUUGAAUCAAAAGUCUUGAACAGACUAAAAUCACAGUUCUAUGUGGAAUAAUGAAGCCAGAUAAAUAGUAAUGUUUAUACUGUUAUAGUA